This is a messenger RNA of Schistosoma haematobium, 1396 nucleotides long. RefSeq lists its product as uncharacterized. Lineage: Eukaryota; Metazoa; Platyhelminthes; Trematoda; Strigeidida; Schistosomatidae. The record is from RefSeq and is a predicted model, not a curated record. Bases 119 to 442 code for a protein of 107 amino acids. The transcript has 2 exons.
GAUUAAUCUGGUCUUUAGUUUUGUAAAAAAAUGAUCAUUAUCAAAGAUGGUUUUCUACAUUCACAAUAAAUUCGAUCAUUUGAUAAUUUGAAAAAAACGCAGUUUAUAUACGUUUUUGAUGAAGUUUUGUUCUCUUAGUUGGAUGGUUUGGUCGUCAAGCUUUCAUCGAUCUUCUGAACGACAUCAUCAACACAAAUUUCAGGUACAAGUGAAGUGUUCGAUUUUCUCCACAUAUAGUUCACAGCUUGUCCUACAGACCUCGAUGCUGAUUGGUUAUUGUCGACCUUUAACCUGUCAUCGUUUACUUCUUUAUUUUGGACUUUUUGCCUUAGUUUUGUUCAAUGAUCGUUUAAAUGUUAACAAUAACCAAUCAACAUCGAUGUCUACAUUGACAAGUUGUGAACUAUAUGUGAAGAAAAUCGAACACUUCACUUCUUUUUGAAGUUUGUGUUGAUAAUGUCGUUCAGAAUAACGAUGAAUGCUCCAUGACCGAACCAUUCAAUUGAGAGAACAAAACUCCAUCAAAAUCAUCCACCUAUGCUACAAAUCUUCUCCAUCAUCUCAGUUAAUAUAAAUACAUAUCUAAUUAUCUUCAAAAUGAAUAAUCACCUUUUUUUUAAUAACUAAAUCAAACAACAUUAUAAUAACUCAAUAAACAAUUUUAUAAUUAAAUGGUUUAUACUACUUCUUUUCAGUAACAUAUUAAUAUGCAAAUGAGAUUUUGUCAAACUUUAUUUUAAUUGAUGCAUUAUCUUUUCAUUAUAUUCAAAUGAUGAUUAAUUAUUCUAAUCAAAUUAUAAAUGUGUUUGAUACAAAAUGAAGUUGUUUUUCUCUCGUGAAAUGAAGUUGAAAAUGUUCGAAUUUGAAGAGGUCAUAAUGUCAAUUAAUUACCGAAACAUACAAUAAGAGACAUCCUGAUGGCUGGCAAUAUACAUUGAAAAGAAUGAAUAUUAUUCAGAUGUCAACUUCUGUAAUUAAAUGCUACUAACUAACUGGUGACCAAUCAAUAUUUAUCGUCAGGAUCGAUCAAGAAAUAAAAAAGGAAACUUAUUCAAAUACUUUGUGUUGAGAAUUGUAUAUUGUACCAAAGAUAUAAUAUUGAAUAAAGCUAAUAAUAAAUAAAUAAUAUACCGUGAUUUUUAAUGCUGAAAAUUCCAUAUUCAAUUGGAAAUACUAUCACAAAUAACUUAAGUUUAGAUUUCACUUGGUAUUAUUUAGCUUGUAUCUUCCCAUUGAGGUUUACGACCGUAAUUGACCAGCCUGUUAACGGCAUAUGUGCAUACUGUGCGUAUGACUCGAUAUUGCCUUAAUUAACAAGCUUUUUGUAAGCAGUGAUGGAUAGUGGCUAGCAGUGGAAUCCAGAAGGUGCGUUGCGUCCUAUUUGGGACUAGUCAGC